This is a messenger RNA of Fopius arisanus, 1245 nucleotides long. RefSeq lists its product as uncharacterized. The transcript is spliced from 6 exons. NCBI's taxonomy places the organism in Eukaryota, Metazoa, Arthropoda, Insecta, Hymenoptera, Braconidae. The record is from RefSeq and is a predicted model, not a curated record. Bases 390 to 1169 code for a protein of 259 amino acids.
CAUUUGUUGUAGAAAAGCAUGAGGUACUUGGAACAAGUGGUGUGACCCAUAUGCAUUCCCAUUCGGUGAAUAUGAUGUGUCUUGUCAUUUCUCCCACAGAUCACACAAGAACAUGUCAAUAAGGCGAAAAAGAAGUUAGCAGACUCAAUAGCGCAGUAAAACCUUGAACAUUGAUGAACAGUUUCAUCUAUGUUUACCAUAUGGGGGAUUAUCCGUCGAGAGGGCGACCUGUUUUCAUCACAUUGAGCAAUUCCAUUUUAUUUAUUCAAGAAAACGUCAAGCUAUUCGUCUUAAGUUUCCCAAACGUAUUUAAAAAGCGAAUUAUGUUGUGACCAUCACUAGAUGAAAUUUAAUUACCUCAGUCGCAGAAAGAAUCGAUAAUUUUAGAAAUGGCUGAAAGCAGUUGCGCAGACCAUGACCUUUGGACAACAUCGGAAACAUGUGCAAUCAGAUGUUUUUGCACUUUGAUGGGUGAAAAAAGGGUUGGAAAGAAAUCCCUUAUUGAGUAUUAUGAUUGUGGGGUUCAUGUGAGUGUUCCUGAACGAAAGAAACAGACAAAGCAUCCAACACUUGAUUCGGAAGACGAAGACGAAGAGGGAGGACACGAAGAACGUGCUCCUCCUCUCAGUGUCGAUGAAACCUCAGACGACGAAUCUGCUGAUGUAUCUACUUCAAAGGAGCUGCUUAAAAUACAGCAAAAUGAAAUUGCAAAAUUGAGAAAACAGCUACAAGAGGCUGAGGCCAAGUAUAAUGCCUUGACUGCAGUCCAUGCUGCGUGUGAUAACGUCAACGAUGAAAAUAUAGCUGAUAUUGAAAUGGGAACAACCAAGAAAGAUGUGAUACACAUUGGAUACAAUGUUUGGAUUAAACAAACUUCAUACGAUCUUGUAUGCAAAGCCGCUGAACCCAGCAAAUUCAUCAAUAGACUGGCAGAAUCAGUCUGGAGCGACCAGGAACUGGCAAGGUCCACUACAAGGAAGACAAAAGGUGUAGAUCGUGUACUUUUUUCUCCAACGAAGAAAGCUGCUGUUUCAAAAUGUUUCUCCAAAUGGCUGAGAGAUAAGUUUUCUGAUGAAAAGGCAAAGAUAGAGGAAGGAAAACUGAAUUGUUACCUUAAUCGUGUAACAGAUGCAACACGAAAAAGGCUGGAAGCUCAAUCAAGAGUUUGAACCAAUGGGGCGUGUUUUUGUGCAGAGAAGUUUUGUGUUUUGCAGGGAAAGAGUUUCUUGUACUUGAAUGGGUAAU